AUGUUUGCGUCCAGGUCCUUUGCUUUUUCGGAAAAUGCGUUUGGUCCGCGUCGGACAGGCAAAGGCGGUCUUCCUCCUUCUUCGAUGACGACGACGACGAAGCAGAAGACGUUCGCGAAGAAAACACACCUUUUAAACGAAAGAGAGAGAAAAAGAAGUAAUAGAAGAACUCUUCGAGUCGUCAAAGCUUCCGACGAAAAGAGCGACGAAAACAACGAGUCCUCUUCUUCUUCGAUGAUGAUGAACGAAACGUCCAUGCAAGAAAUGCUCGCGAAAUUAGAGCGAGCGGAGAAGGAGAAAGAACUGUUGCAACAAAAGUUGGAGGAGACGAACAACAACAAGCGAGAAGAGAGUAACACUAGUAAUGAAAAUUUAACCAUCGAUGAACUGGCGCGAAUGAAACCGAGGGGCACCGGGACAAAGUCUCGAAUCGAUGGAAGCAUGCAACGCGAGCAGAUUUUCGAUUUCGGAAAGAAUAAGAAGGACGGGAACUGGUUGCAAGACGGAUUAGAAUUCGUCUCGAAAGAACAGCCGAGCGAACAGUUGACGGUGGCGGAGAUGAGCGAGGAAGAUCAGAACACGGUGAACAGACGAUUGGCGAUUGGGAUCGCGUUGACGGUUGGAUUUAUCGGGUUUGGGUUAAUUCCGGAUGAUUCUAUCGGAGGGAAACCGGAGAAGCCGUUGUUUUUUUACCUCGUGCCCAUCGCGAGAAGUCGAGAGAUUUUACGAAACUGCGAAGAGUUAGCCGAGGACGGAGACUUCGAGGCGUUGUUGAGUAACGUGAAAUCUGUGUUGGGUGAACCAAACACGAUUAAGAAGAAUCUGUUAACCGCGUGCGUGUUUUUAUCCGGAAGAGAAGAGGAAAGGGCGAAAGAGUUGGCGUUCAACAUCGUCGAGGAUAUCGAGAAGGUUGAUUUUAAGACGUAUUUCGACACGCAACAGAAAACGUUCGACGGGGUGACUGCGAAGAAGUACGCGGAUUUUAGCGCCAAGGCUGCGCACGCCGCGGUAAUAAAGAUUAACAGGUUCUUAGAGUUCUUCGACGCGGAGAGCAGACAGGCGGCGAACUCGCAAGUUGCGCCGUUUCAAUCCAGGAAAAGAGUCGUCGUAGAAGAGAAAGAAGAAGCGGUAUCUGUACCGGCUGAGGAGACUUCAGAUUUUUCUUCUUCUUCUUCUGAAUAA
This is a messenger RNA of Bathycoccus prasinos, 1182 nucleotides long. RefSeq lists its product with no specific name. Lineage: Eukaryota; Viridiplantae; Chlorophyta; Mamiellophyceae; Mamiellales; Bathycoccaceae. The coding region runs from base 1 to 1182 and encodes 393 amino acids. The record is from RefSeq and is a predicted model, not a curated record. The transcript has a single exon.